Molecule: messenger RNA, 573 nt
Organism: Fomitopsis serialis
Lineage: Eukaryota; Fungi; Basidiomycota; Agaricomycetes; Polyporales; Fomitopsidaceae
Exons: 1
Coding region: 1-573 (190 amino acids)
Source: RefSeq, a predicted model, not a curated record
AUGCCACCCACCGCAAGGCAAGCAGCAGGAUCCAAGCAGAAAGCCCACCACCAAGGGACUCCUGGGGCCAAGCCACGUCAGUUCAAAGCCUGGUCGCCAUCUGAAUCCUACCUGUUCUCACCAUCCACGCCGUUACCCCCAUCACUCCCAACACUGCGACUCCCGAUGCCCGAGUCCCUCGCAGUUACCGUUCAAGUGGAAGGGAUCCCAGAGAGGAACGGAAUCACGCUGACAUGGAUAGUAGAAGAACGCCCAACCUGCCAUAUCGAGCGAGGAUUGCCUGUCAUCCUUGCUGUCGGAGACCUGCGGACCGGAGUCGGUCGAGUCGAGAACGCAACGGACAUCCAACGUCAUUGGAUCACGUGGCUCCUCACGGGCAGUCCAACGGCGUGCGCCAUCCGCGUCCCGACUUCGUGGUCCAGGCUCACGCGUGACGAGAGCCAGAUCCAUGCCCAACUAUACGCCUUCCUCCCUCACUCCCCCCCGCCUCACCGCCUUCUGGCGCACGACCCUGUCAUAUCCAACAGUGUCGACAGCCCGUACGAGUUUGACUCGGAGGACGACCGCCAAUAA